AUGCCCGCCGCAAAUCUUCAAGGCCUCAACAUCGUGCAUCCCGCACAGGAGCACUCAGACUCCCAGGACUUGCUCCUGGGGCAGGCUUAUCCAGACCUCACGGCCCAACUCGACCUCUGGACAAACCUCUCGUUUGACUCUGAGGACCACCUGGGCCCCAGACAUGACGAGCCCAAGAAAUACCUAGCGGAGGAGGAGGAGGAGGAGCAGGCACGAUCCCCCGUCACCGGCGAAAAGGCCAUGCGCGAUGGCCAUGUGAACGUGGUCACUCCUACCAACGUCCCCAACAACUCGGCAGCGCAAUCAGCCAACCCCGCCGCCGCCCCCCAGGCGUUCGACUUCAACGCUUUCCUCGCCGGAUUCGGGCUGGAUGCGUUCGCAGCGGCAGCGCACCCCCAGCAGCUGCAGCAGCCAACGGCCAUGGCCCCAUCGCUUGCUCAGCUUCUCGCGCUCCACCCGUCGCACCACCCCUAUGCAGCCGGUGGACCACCGUCUUACAACCCCGGCCUGCCGUUGCCCCACCCUUUUACCCGCCCCACUGCUGCAACCACCACCGCGCCUCCCGCCCCCGCCUCCGCUGCGCCAGAACCCUACGUCCCUGCCAAGCGUGCGCGCACCCGGAAGGCAUCGGUCAGCAACCCCGACUCGCCUGAUUUCGAGGAGGGCGGAUCGCCUGAAAACUCAACAACCCCUCUCUCAGCGGCUGAAGAUAAGCGUCGCCGGAACACGGCCGCAAGUGCCCGAUUCAGGCUGAAGAAGAAGGAGCGCGAGGCUGCCCUCGAGGGCAAGGCGAAGGAACUCGAAACGAAGGUUGCGGAAUUGGAGCGGGAGUGCGAGGGUCUUAGAAGGGAGAACGGAUGGCUCAAGGGCCUGGUUGUCGGUGUUACAGGUGCUGCUCAGGCACCUGCGACCAAUCAAGGUAUCACAGUCGCAACACCCUCUUCCGCCCCGGUUUCGACAGGAUCCAAACGACGCAGAGAAGAGACAGAGGCGGCUUAA
This is a messenger RNA of Cyclocybe aegerita, 999 nucleotides long. NCBI's taxonomy places the organism in Eukaryota, Fungi, Basidiomycota, Agaricomycetes, Agaricales, Hemipholiotaceae. The record is from the annotation of a GenBank genome assembly.